This is a messenger RNA of Acanthochromis polyacanthus (spiny chromis), 5009 nucleotides long. RefSeq names its product Yes1 associated transcriptional regulator (gene yap1). Gene Ontology annotation, molecular function: transcription coactivator activity; protein binding; transcription corepressor activity. The record is from RefSeq and is a predicted model, not a curated record. NCBI's taxonomy places the organism in Eukaryota, Metazoa, Chordata, Actinopteri, Pomacentridae. Gene Ontology annotation, biological process: hippo signaling; positive regulation of transcription by RNA polymerase II. Gene Ontology annotation, cellular component: cytoplasm; nucleus.
AAUCCUUAAAUUCUCAUUAGUUUGUGCAUUUGCAUGCAAAAGUUGUAAAGUUAUUAAAUGAACAAAUAAAUAUACACACUUUAUAUAGAAGUGAAAAAAACUUUAUUUUCAGGAAUUGUUGCACAGAUUAUCUAAUAAAUGUGUAAUGAUGAUUAGUCAUGAAGAGUAAAUAAGCAAAAAAAUAAAAAUUCCUCCACAAUAUAGAGAUUUGGGCAUAUAUUUUAUAAUAUUUGGGUAUUUUGGUGCAGGUUUAAUCAGUUUUAAUGCAUGUUUUGGGGGAAAUAGGGUCCCAGGCCUGCACUGACUGUACCUUUAACGACUCUUGUCCCAAUUAAAGCCAAGCUCCGCCUCUGGAGCAGACGUCCCAUGAGUCAUAAAGUUUGAUGUCCUGCCCAAAGUUUAGAGCCGACUGCUGCAAAACUUUUUUUUCCUCCUCCAGAAAGUGAGCUGCGGAGAUUUGUACUUCUAAGUAUGACUUUCCCCUAAAAGAAAACUCCCAACAGCUUCAGCUCGGACAAGUUGGACUUUUGUUUUUUCCCUCAUUUUCAGCUGCCUCUGCGUUUUUUCCUACCUUUUUUUUUCCUGUUGGGGGGGAAAGUUGAGGCCGAACGACAACAUAGAUUCCAGUGUGGAGUAGAUAUGCGCUUUGUUACAUUCACAAGUAUGCCAGCAGAAAACAACAGGAAAACGCUGUGUUUCACUGAAGAUUUCGACAGCUAACACACUGCGGGAGACAGCAAACUUCUCGACUUGGUGAACUUUAGAAUGACUCUGGGAAACUUUUGCUGAGUGUCGUCGAGAUUUCCAGAUUUCCUGCUGCGUAAAAACGCACAAGAAAAAAAAAAGUUUGGGAUUGGCGCAAGUUUUUUUGGUGACUUUUCUGAGCGCAACAUUUUCGGACACUUUAUUUUAAAAAAAUAAAUAAACAAAAACUUCGUAGUGGAAAUAUGGAUCCGAGCCAGCACAACCCUCCUGCCGGACACCAGAUCGUCCAUGUACGGGGCGACUCGGAGACUGACCUGGAGGCGCUUUUUAACGCCGUGAUGAACCCGAAAAACACCAUCGUGCCCCCGUCAGUGCCCAUGAGGAUGAGGAAGCUGCCAGACUCCUUCUUCAAGCCCCCAGAACCAAAGUCCCAUUCCAGACAAGCCAGCACUGAUGCCGGGAGUGGCGGCGUGCUCACCCCCCACCAUGUCCGUGCACACUCGUCCCCGGCCUCCCUGCAGCUGGGAGCCGUUUCUGGAGGCUCGCUGUCUGGCAUGGCCUCAGCAGGUGCCUCCCCUCAACAUCUCCGUCAGUCUUCUUAUGAGAUUCCCGAUGACGCGCCCCUGCCCGCCGGGUGGGAGAUGGCCAAGACCGCCUCCGGCCAGAGAUACUUCCUCAACCACAUCGAUCAGACCACCACUUGGCAGGAUCCUCGCAAGGCUCUUCUCCAGAUGAACCAGCCUCCCCCUCCCAGCUCUGUGCCAGUCCAGCAACAGAACCUUAUGAACCCAGCCAGUGGACCCCUCCCUGAGGGCUGGGAACAAGCCAUUACAUCCGAGGGAGAAAUUUACUACAUCAACCACAAGAACAAGACCACAUCCUGGCUGGACCCACGACUUGAGCCACGCUACGCCCUGAACCAGCAGAGGAUCACUCAGAGUGCUCCAGUGAAACAGGGAGGGCAGCUGCCUCCCAGCCCACCACAGCGCAGUCAUGGAGGCAACAACCAGUUGAGACUGCAGCAGAUUGAGAAGGAAAGACUGAGACUGAAGCAACAGGAGCUACUUCGGCAGAGACCACAGGAGCUCGCUCUAAGGAACCAGCUGCCCACCAGUAUGGAUCAAGAUGGCAGCACAAACCCUGUGUCCUCCCAUGGCCCAGAUGCCCGGACCAUGACCGCCAACAGCUCCGACCCAUUCCUCAACAGCGGGACCUACCACUCCAGGGAUGAGAGCACAGACAGCGGCUUGAGUAUGAGCAGCUACAGCGUCCCUCGCACUCCAGAUGACUUCCUCAACAGCGUGGAUGAGAUGGACACAGGGGACCCGCUUCCAACUUCCAUGGCGACACAGCCCAGCCGUUUCCCCGACUACCUGGAUGCCAUCCCGGGGACAGACGUGGACCUGGGCACUCUGGAGGGCGAGAGCAUGGCGGUGGAGGGUGAAGAGCUGAUGCCCAGCCUGCAGGAGGCCCUGAGCUCCGACAUCCUCAACGACAUGGAGUCUGUGCUGGCAGCUACCAAGAUUGACAAGGAGAGCUUCCUCACAUGGUUAUAGAAGACUCCUUCCUCCUCCUCCUCCCUACACUCUGAACUUCUGCCUGCUCUAAUCUGUGAAGGAUUCAUAGAUGCUUUUACCAGACAUUUCAGCGAGCCUCUCUGGACUUCUCUGUCUAUCUCAGCGUUUAAGGCCAACCCUCUUAUACAGGCAGUAUUGUUCUGUUCUUUUCACUGGUGUGUUAUCUCUUUGUUUUGUCUGUGUCUUCAAGGCUGGCCUAUGAACAGACAAUUAUGCAAGGGUCCCCAAAUCAUUCACAGGUCUGUCAGUGAAUCUAGGGCAUAUUUACCCCAGAGCAGGGGGUCACUCCUUCCCCCUGGUCUCCCCCUUGUAGCUGAACUGGGCGGGUGCAUGUGCUCUUCUGUAAGGACUGCCAUUAUCAGUUAUCACCUGGAGCCUCUGGAGCCUCUUUCUUUUUGCAAUAUAGCCUGAAGCUGCACUACUUAACUGUGUUUGGGAUGAUUGCAUCUAGCUUAAGUAGCUUUAUAUUUGGCCUCAUAAGUUUUUAUUCUUUUGUUGUUGUGUUGUUCUUUUUUUUGACAAGCCUGAGAAACCAAAAAUGAUGUAUUUGAAGCAUAACGAACAAUACUGAUUUGGAGUAAAGGUAAAACGUGAUGCCCAGUUUGGAUGUGGUGGCUUUGCUGAGGGGGGGAUGGGAUGAGGGUUGGAACCUGGGGACCGACUACAUUGCUGCUUGGCUGUGCCAGCAAGUCUAAGUUAAACCUUUGAUAGAUCAAGUGCCUUCAGAUGUAUUUUUUUGAGACGCGAGCAACACGAACAAUUACCCACGAUUCUGUGACGCAGCAAUAAGCAUAAAGGCUGUACUCAUAAACAUCAGCUGCAUUCUUCCUCUAAUGUUCAGUAAUCAAAAUUGUAUUUUUUGUUUAUAAGCACGAGGGGAUUUAGGGAUCUCUCUUUUGUUUUUUUUUGUUUUUUUUAACCCUAGCUUCUUUGUAUCUCAGUCUUAUCCAAGCCUAAUUCACGAUUCAUUUGUUUUAUCUUUUUAGCAUUGUAUUUUUAGGUUACUACAUAUGUAUGAUAGCUUAGAUCAAAUGGCAUUUUUUUUGCUUUUGUUUUUUUCCCAUUUCUUUCAUAGAUGAAUUGAAACAUUUUUAACAGGGUUCUCUGUUAUCACAGCACAUCACUUCACCAAGAUUAAAUCUGCCGAGACACGGAUUGAUUUGGUUUUGGCUUAUCGAGAAGAAAAAAAAAACGAAAAAAAAAACAUUUAGCUGAUUUCUUUUGUCUCUGCUUUACUAUAUACAUAUUAGUGUUAUUAUAUUUUUGUUGAUCACAUGCAGCUUUUUUUGUUAUCUUUCCUAAACAUUAACCAAAAAAAGCAGAUGUCUAGGCUCGGCAGAAACUAUAGCUCUUUGAUCAAUUAAAUCUUGUGACAGUGUAUAGUAAACAAGAGUUUCCAUGUUUGAACAGUCUUCCUAAAGAGGAGCUGAACUCCAUUGCGAGAUGCUGUGUUGGGUGUUUAAAGGACAGGAUUACACAGCUUGGACAAGUUUAAGCAGGUUUAAGAGUCAUGUCAAGGGGUAGUGUAGAAGGUCACGGUUUGACUGAUGGUGGCGACUUAGGCAGAUUGUCGGUUUUCUUGUUUGUUUUCUUUUGCGGAAUAAUUAAGAAACAAUCAGUUAUCUCAGUCAGGAAUUGUUGUGGCAGAUUCCAAAGAUGUUUUUGUAAUGACACUAACAACAUUUUUUUUUUUUUUUUGCUUCUAUCUUCAGAGUCCAGAAACGGUAUGAUUUGUAAAUCAGCCUCUGUAUGAACAAACUGUAUAAGCUAAUGAGAAAAAUGACGUACGUUUCUAAGUGUUAAAAAUGGACAUGUCUGAAUAGGUCCAGCUGAGAGAUUCUUUUUAUUUUGUAGAUGGUUGUUUUGAGUGACUAACCCUGAGAUUUUUAAAGGAUGAGGUUUUUCGAACAGAGACGCAAGUGAUUCUUCUAUUAAGCACUCACAUGUUUACAUACUCUGAUUAAGAAAACUGCUACAGCCGCAGCGGAGACAACACACUGACAAUUCUCUCAUAAUCACGUUAUUUUUGAUGUUUACACGAUGACUACAUCUUUGCAUUACUGCAGUAACUUUUGAAUAAUCAGCCUGCUGUGCAUGCCUUUGGUCGAGGCCACAGGAUGUCACACUGAUUCUGUUGCCAGCCAAUACUAAAUUGGUAGCAUUAACUUGAUGGAACACUAUACAUAUACAUAUACAUAUACAUAUACAUAUAUAUAUAUAUAUAUAUAUAUAUAUAUAUAUAUUAGAAUAGAGGACAUGAACAAUUUUUUUAUGCUGUGUGAGAAACCUCUUUUUAGUUUUGAUUUUACUGAUCAUUAAAUCAUAUGUUGAUGGAUUUUAAGAUGGACGAACAGUGUUGGUGAGAACAAUGCAACUAAAAUGAGUGGUACACCACAGUGCUUGUAUUGCACGGCUAGAGUUUUCAUUUUGAUGCAAUGAUGCAUUUUGUCACACAAACCUGAUUUUAUGCUUACGUAGUGUGUAAUUGUCAGAGCAUAUUAGAUGUUGACUCUCGUUGUAGCAGUAGAACUAAUCACAAGUUAAAGGAUUUUGUAUUUAGAGUUUUCUAAAUGCACAUGAAAUGAAUUUAUAUUCAGUAAUGAUCUGUUCAUUUUUUUUGAUAGAUAUGUGCAUGUGUUUUAGAACGAUAAAUUCUGUUACAUUAUAUCUUUCUUCAUAUGAUACUUUGAAAUUGGCCUGAAAUAAAGUAUAUACUUUGUGGUAAUA